UCAAGGUUGUAAUGUGGAACCCAUCAGAGUCGUUCUUAGGCAUCAACGUGCAGUGGGUUCAAUCAGUCCUGGCGUUCAAAAACAUGUGCUCUGCGUCGUGAGUAUUCAUUGAAACUGAGGAUUUAGAAUUCUCCUGAUGGUCCCAGAGUUGUUUUGUUAUUAAUUUCAACUUCAGAUUCACUUGAUUUCCCUCGUAUAUUUGUUUUUUGUCUCCCCUAUUGGCCGGGUGAUUUGAAACGUCUUCAUGCAUAAACAUGAGAACGUAUGCUGUGUUCUACAAGGGAUACCUCAAACUCUUGAUAGCUAGUUUGUGGAGCAUGAUUUGCCUGAUAUUCAGAAGGCACUUAAAAACAGCAUUAAAAUACCAAAGUGUGAAAUAUGAUAUUGUUCCUUUAUCUCCCUUAUCUAAGUACCGGUUGUGUACAUUAAGACGAAAAGUUAUGGUAUUAGAUUUGGAUGAGACACUGAUUCAUUCAGUGCACGAUGGGAUAAUGCGGCCAACGGUCAGACCAGGAACACCUCCAGAUUUCGUUCUCAAAGUUUUUAUUGACCAUCAUCCGGUUCGCUUCUCCGUUCAUAAACGACCGCAUGUUGAUUUUUUCCUCAAUGUGAUAAGCCAGUGGUACGAACUUGUAAUAUAUACAGCUAGUCUUGAAAUUUACGGAGCAGGAGUAACUGAGUUGCUCGACAAUGGACGCCAUAUUCUUCAGAGACGAUUUUACAGACAGCGUUACGUCCAUAAUUGCUUGUUCGGUAAUACAAUUAGUGUAAAAUUUAAAAUAAAUUCUAUUCUUCUUGAUAUCCAUCAAAAGAUGUGGGAUCAAGUCCUCUUUCAAGAUCUAUAAAUCGACAACAUUGUACAAAUAGAUAUAUAAGUUGCAAAUAUUGAUCUAUUUGGCGAAUUAUUCCUCAGUGGAGGAUCUAUACUUCUAUCCUAUAAAUACUCAGUCCUAAAGAUUAUUAGGAUCGAUCCCAUAUGAUCUCUAGGAUAGUAUCCCUCAUUUCAAACUCUGAAGAGUUUGCGUGAAGUGUGAUCACAUGUGGAGUUGAAAUCAGCCAAGUACCAUCAUUCUCCUACAAUAUCGCUUAUAUUCUACAUGUAUGUUAGAUUAAAUUGUUAUCAUGUAGUAUUCCUGAUUUCCAUUUUUCUUAAGAUGAUCAUUCGUGCUAAUCACCAACCCAAUCAACAAAACCACUUUUUUGUCUUAGACUUUCCCAUCCCACAGUAGUCGAUUACAAAACAAGAUUAUAAUGGGUUACAAUCGUCUUGUAUUUAUUGUCCAGUCACCUCGUUUUUGAACAAAGAACUCUAAAAAACAGUUGAAGGAGAACAACCAACGACAUAGCCUUAUGUUACCAACUAGGAAUGUUUAGAGCAUUGGAAUGCUGGGUUUAAGUUUAAAUAGUUAUAAUCUAAAUGAAAGUAACAACCUUGGAGAGUAUGAGUUAUCUAAUUUUGUGUGAAUCUGGUAGGCACGUUAUGAUUAUGUUAUGUCUAUGUUACCUUUUUAUCCAUCUCAGAUAAGUUAAUUGGUGUGUGUUUACUUGACCUGUACUCAGCCAGUAUAAACGUUUUAACAUAAAUUAACCACCCUAACAUAAUACCUUUCUUUCGUAGUCCAUUCUAUACGAUAUCUGUGGACUUAUUGUCUUCAGUUAUGUUUAAUGAGAAAUAAACAUAAAAAGGUAGCAGUUAAAUAGAAAACAACCAGUUUGCUGUACUUACGAGUUCUCAGGUCAUUUGUGAAUCUAAAUUGCUGAUAAUAAAUGUCUAUAUUUCUCAUAGAGGUUUUCUGCACUGUAGAACAAUGUAAUGAAAACCCAAUGUUACUAGGAAAACCAGAGCUUCUACGUGUCAUUUUACCAUUAAAUGAAAUUAAACCAACCGUUCAAGAAUUGUCUACGUUCGAUACAUAAAAAGUUUACAAUAAGCAUUUUAGACUUCAAUUAAGACAAAAAAUGUAAUAUUUCUGGUCAUCCGGUUUCAUAAGUUACUCUAGGAUCAUAUGUCUAUCUUUAAGAUAGAUGUAAGACUGAAAGCCAUAAUGUUUCGGUGUUAAUAAAUGUAAAUCGUUUGCUAACUUUAGUGGUUUAGUGAUUUGGACCUUAGCACGUUUAUGCCAGGUCCUCGGUUGAUUAUAACUAAUUGAAUCUCUCAUUUCUAUGUUGUUGAAUGUCUUGGUGCCUUAAGGAAGCGCUUAUUUGGUGUUUUUUUGUUUAUCUACUGUUUUAGCAUUGUACAUAUGAUAAUGGCAGCUAUUCAAAGAAUCUUUCCCUAAUUACCUCUGAUAUGGCUUCUGUAUUCAUAUUAGACAAUUCUCCAGGGGCCUAUCGAUCAUAUCCUGAUAAUGCUAUUCCGAUUCGGUCGUGGUUUUCCGAUUCACGUGAUACAGCCCUUCUAUGUUUGCUACCAGUACUGGAUGCUCUUAGGUUUGUGAGCGAUGUACGUUCAGUACUAAGUCGUAAUUUACACAGGCCCCAAUCCAUACUACCUUAACACUAAUACAUACAUACAUGUUCUUUUGUCCAAAUACCUGAUUACCUUUUUGUUUGACCAGAUUUUUUAGGUUCUAAUUAUUAUUAAUACUUAGUUGUAUAUUCGACUUCACAACUCUCAUUUCAGUUAAACCUUUCUAGUGCGUUAAUCUUUAUACUUAGAAUUUUAUCAGACUAUAUAAUGUGUACAUGUUUUCUAAUUUCAUUAGGGUUCCCUAUCUAAUGGACUCAGUACUGUGUUUUGGAUUAUUAUUCUCAAUAUCUUUCUGUGUUUACUACGUUUUUAUUCAUGUUUUAAAGCUUUAUAAUCUUUUUGUCUCCAGUCCACUGUAUUGUCUGCACAGCCCUACUCUAUUUUGCAUCUGUUGUUUGAUUCCAGUUAAUGAAUAACUUUAGGGAGGUGUUGUGCAAAUUAGUAUGUAUAAUCUACUUUUUCUGUGUAUGCCUCAGUUAAUAUGAAAUAGGUACAAUUGAUUUACUAAUACACUACUAGAAUAACAUAUUCUAUUGUCCUUGUGAGCUAAAAUUGUAUUAUAUUUUGAAUACUUUGUUUCUUAUACUUUUCAGUAUUAUACCUGUUGUUAUUUUAAGAAUUCCCUUCAUGUCUGAUUCCAGUCUCUCUAUUUUCUCCUUUUUCUUCUAAUGAUAAAUACAGUUAUUUAAACUUAAUUAUUACCUCAAUUCUUGUGUGUGUAAAUAAUAAAUAUACAAUUUAUUUCUUACUGUAAA
Molecule: messenger RNA, 3225 nt
Organism: Schistosoma bovis
Lineage: Eukaryota; Metazoa; Platyhelminthes; Trematoda; Strigeidida; Schistosomatidae
Source: the annotation of a GenBank genome assembly